AUGUCGUCCGCCAUCGACCAAGGCGACGAACAAGGCUCCUCUGCACAAAACUCGCCGCCCUCUUCCCCGCACAGCCCUGCCAUCUCCGACAGCUUCAUCGCCAUCGGCAGCCCUGCUUUCCUGCCUCUUGUGCACGGUAUCCCAUCCGGCAACGCCACCGCGCCUGCUACUACCCCGUCUGUAGCGGCAGCAGCCCCGCCGUCCUCGCCCAUCUCGCCAACCGCCUCGGACUCAGACUCGCGUACGCCGUCGUCGACCUGCAACCUCGACGACGUGACGAAUCUGUCGGACAUCUCCUCGCUCGACCAUGAGGACCUCUCGCUCGCCGAAUACGACCUGCUCCCCGAGGCGUUGGCGUUCAAUCGCCGUUCAUCCACACGCUCGCACGACGGCACAACCGCCACACCACCUACCGUUAUUCACUCGGCUAGCACGCCAGACUCAAUCCUCGGCGCCCUCGACAGCGGUGAUCGCAGCGGCAGUAGCGGGUUUGGCGCACGCCUCCAGGCCCAGGGCCCGCUCGCAGCAGAUGACAAGGACGGCACCCCAGAGCACAACAGCGUUAUCCUCUCCUCCACUGGCAGCUCGUUUGCAACGCUCACGUGCAGGCGCAGCACCGACGGCACGGCGGCGGACAGCAGCGCCAGCCUGGAGAGCAACCUGGCGUUUCCGCGCCACGACCACGGCGACUUUUUCAUGAACGCGGCGCACUACACGACGCUCGACUCGUCUGCUGCGCGCUCCGCCUCCCCUUCCUCGUCCUCCUCCUCCUCCUCCUCCGCGCACCAAGAAGCGCAGCGGCAGCAGCAGCAGGCUUCUCUGUCCGAGUUCUGGCUCGCCUCGCAACGUGCGGGUGCUGCGCGUCCACUACGCGCCGAUCAUGAGCACGAGGACGACUUUGCCCGCCGGAUCGGCCUGCGCAACCAGUGGAGCCAGCAGGCAAGCAGCAGCUGCGCCGCCGAGCAGAGCACUAGCAGCGACGACGACGACGACGACUACAACGAAAAGCUGAGCCCGUCAUCGUCCCAAGCGCAGCAGCCCUUUCGCACCACCCCCGCCGAUAUCACAGCCGACGUGGGAAGAGAAAGGCCCGCAGGCACCCGCGCCCUCCCUACGGCGCAAGGUCUAAAGUUCUACACUGCUGUGGAAGCGGGCGUAGCUGGCGCGAGCAUCCGCCUACCGCUGCGCGUGAGCGUCCUCGUGCUCGUCGAGCAAGGAACGGACCAGGCUGGCGUAGCCACGGUCGUGCAAGCGACCGUCAGGGCCAUCCAGGAGUCGCUGCUAGCAGCGGGCAUUGACCGCAAAGUGAGCGCGCUGUGCCCUCAUACUGCGCUGCCUGCAAGCAACUUCCCGCGGAUAGACUAUGCACUGACAUCCACACCCGUUUCCUCCGCGCAGUUAGCGGUGUACAUGUACCAGUACGGCAGCGAAAGCGAACAGGAUGUCCCGCGCACGACGCAGUUGCUCUCACAGCAGGCGCGCCACAGCGCCUUCAUCCUCUGCCCCGUCUCCCGCCAUGGCACCUCCGCCUCGCUCGCACCGACCCUAGCCAAGCUGCUCUCGCCGCCCGGCACAGUCGCCGACGCCGAGACAUGUGCCAGGCCGUUCCUUCUGCCCGUGCUGCUGCCCAAUGCCAAUGUCGACGCUAGCGCAAACGCGCCGCCCAGAAGCACCCCCAGCACCGCAACAAGCAGUACAGCAUUUAGCCUCCCGUCGCACGCGACCGAGCACACCCGCGCGACCAGAGACAUGCUUCGCUACCUCGAGACGCGCAACGUCGACCGCAGCUGGACGAGCGUCGUGCGUGCGCUCGCGCAGCUGCUCCCUGCCGCCGCCGCCAAUGAUGAUGAUGAUGGUGGUGGUGAUGAUGGUGAUGGUGAUGGUGAUGGUGGUGAUUGCAAAGUGCGGAGCGCCGCAGCUGUCCGCGCGCACGCACACCUCCUCCCACCGACAGCCACAGACCUCACGGAGAAGGUGCUGCCGCUGAAGGGCCUGCACCUCGCUCUGCAGGUCGCGCACCGUGGCGAUCCCGCGUGGGCCGCCGCGUACGCCGCUCGCGACAGCGGCGCGCCGCGUAGUUCCACGCCCGAUCUGGAGCGACAGCUCAAUGGGGGCAAGCCAGAUCCACCCGCCGCCGUCGCUGCCACCGCUGCAGGGAGCGCUGCCGCGCGCAGCAAAGCACGCUCGGCCCUCGUCAGCACGUCGCAGCUUGGCGCUCUGCUGCUGCUCAGCUACUCCCUGGCGCUCCUCAUGUCCAGCGGUCCGCUCGCGUUCCUCCAUCCCGAAGCGCUUGCGCAGCGCUGGCUCGGCACAUCACUUCUGUCUUCUUCGCUUUCUAUCCCUCUUACGCUCUCGCCUGCCUCCUUAUCGUCGUCAUCGUUGCCCUCUCCGGGAGGCUCCGCUUCCGCGCCGAUCACGUCUGUGCUGGAAUUGGACAUGACCAGCAUCCUACCACUGUCGCUCGCCGAAGUUGCGAGCAAGGCGGCGCCGCCGCGUGAAGUUGCCGUCCGCGUGAUGGAGCGCAGCCUCGUGCGCCACAGGGAUGCGCACGCUCUCAAGCACGCGGACGCCGAUGUCGACGUUGAACCGGACUCUGCUCCUCGCCAUCGCAAGCGGGCAAAGCGGAAUAUUUCGUGCACGGCGAGGAGCUCGCACAGCGUUCGGACGGUCAUGAGCGCGCCUUUGCACGAAGCGAGCAACGAUGAUGCGGCCAUUCAAAAGCUGACUGCUCUCCUUGGCUUGGUUCGAAACGGGGAGGAUAAGGUCUUGGGCAAGGUUCGCUAUACCAAGGAAGUCGCGAUCGCAACAGCAGCUGGCACACUGUCGGACACACGGCCUGACUUGCUCGCAUACGCAACGCCCAUGCUACAUGAUAUCGUCUCCGCUCUCAGCGCAUGGCAAGAGCAUCUGCACCAAGCAGCGCGGGUCCUUUACGCCGACCUGGAGAUCUUCACGGGUCAACUGGCAUCUGUCUAUCGUGCGCAAGCAGAGGCUGCUGCCACGUUUGCGCACAAUGUCAGAAAGCUAUGUGACCAAUGGUGGACAGACUACAAGGCGAGUGAGGCAGAGCGCGAGGCGUGGCUGGCGGAUAUCGCUGUAAGCCUAAGCCAGAACUUAGAUACCGCGCUGGAGGCUGCUUCCGACGGCACGAAAAUCGUCCAAGCCGCGGCGAAGAAGCUGGCGGAGGAGGGCAAAGUCAAAUGGAAGGAAAGCGAGAGCCAACGCGAGUACGCCAAGGAGCAGGCCCUCGAACAUCUCGCCAAGCUGCAGGAAGCCGGCGAUGCUCUUGGAAAGGAGGCCUCCAGGGCCGCCGUGCAGGGCGCGAAGCGCGCCAAGGGAUGGUCCGAAGCCUUCGCCAUGCGCGCCAAGGAACGGUGGGCCGAAUCGCUGUUCGAGGCGUCGGAAGCAGCCGCAAGAGCAAAAGAGCGGAUGCAGCCGCUCGUCGCUGACGCGUCUGUCGGCGCUCGCGCGGUGCUGCUAGAGUUGAAGCAGGCUACGUACACGACUUUCACAUCGUCCUCGCAGGAGCAGCAGCGGUCGAAGCGAAUGUUGCCCAACAUAGCUUCGUUCAAAGCGCACCUCCGUUCACGACGCAUUUCGAAGGGGGCGAUGCCGCGCAAUCUGUUUGAGAGCCCCAGCAAGAAGAAAGCCGAGAAGCAGCGAAAGGCCAAAAGCAAAUCCCGGGGCCUCAAGUCCUGGCGUUGA
This is a messenger RNA of Tilletiaria anomala UBC 951, 3705 nucleotides long. RefSeq lists its product as uncharacterized. The coding region runs from base 1 to 3705 and encodes 1234 amino acids. The transcript is spliced from 2 exons. Lineage: Eukaryota; Fungi; Basidiomycota; Exobasidiomycetes; Georgefischeriales; Tilletiariaceae. The record is from RefSeq and is a predicted model, not a curated record.